Molecule: messenger RNA, 1498 nt
Organism: Notothenia coriiceps (black rockcod)
Lineage: Eukaryota; Metazoa; Chordata; Actinopteri; Perciformes; Nototheniidae
Product: E3 ubiquitin-protein ligase RNF14
Exons: 4
Biological process (GO): protein ubiquitination
Molecular function (GO): zinc ion binding; ubiquitin-protein transferase activity
Source: RefSeq, a predicted model, not a curated record
AUUCCCCCUCUAACGGACAAACAAAGGAAUUCUGAUCUGAUUGUGGUCUCUCAGGUGAAGCAGCUGGUGGAUGAAGAGCUGUUUGCCCGGUAUGACCGCUUACUGCUGCAGUCCAGCCUGGACCUCAUGGCCGACGUGGUGUACUGUCCCCGUCAGUCCUGCGGCACGGCGGUCAUGGUGGAGCCAGACUCAACCAUGGCCAUUUGCUCAGCCUGCCAGUAUGCCUUUUGUACACUGUGCAAGAUGGGCUAUCAUGGUCUCUCCCACUGUAAACUCCCUGCAGAUGAAUUGCGUAACCUCAGAGAUGAAUACCUGUCAGCCACACCUGCGGGGCAGAAGUUCAUGGAGCAGCGCUUUGGGAAGAGGGUGAUCCAGAAAGCUGUGGAAGAGUCCUUUAGCAGAGACUGGCUCAAUGAGAACUGCAAAGGCUGCCCUCGCUGUGGAACCAACAUACAGAAAGAUGAUGGCUGUAAUAAGAUGACCUGUACCUCGUGUAGACAAUACUUCUGUUGGCUGUGUCUGGGCAUCCUCAGCAAAGUCAACCCUUACAGCCACUUUAACAACCCAAAUUCACCCUGUUACAACCAACUCUUCCAAGGUGUGGAUCUUGAGGAAGAAGAUGCCUUCUGGAGUGAUGAAGAGGACUGACACCUGGGCAGUGUCUGAAUGCUCCAUCUGAAUGCACUUUAUCUCACUUCAUCUCACAUCACUUCACCUGUGACACGUACCAUGCCUGCAAAAGCCCAGGAGUGCCCCUUCAACCAUAUACAUGUACCAUGGUUUAUGUUUGGAAUAUAAUAAUGCAUCUUGAGUAGAAAACAAGUUGUUUAUAUUUACUUUAUAUAUGACGGAUGACAUGUAUAUAAAGUAUUUGUUCAGAGAGGAUUAGAAAUAAAAACGGUUAUAAUUAUACACAUUGUUAAAUAUUCAUGAACAUCAAGACUAUAUUAGAUAUUUUAGAUAUGACAAUGUCAUAGGACCUAACUGUUAUUUCAAGCUCAAAGAUCAUCCGUGUCUGUCCGCUUGGGUUUUUUCAUGAGCUUUGACAUCUCACAGGCUUGCAAUGAUCAACAGGUGAUACUGCAACCACUGACUGUUUGGUAAAUCCAACGUGGCUGCCUCUAUUUGCCCAAUAACUGCGUGUUCUAGGGAAAUGGAGGACUGCAUUUGGCCCUUUUUAUCAUGAUAAGUAUCCUGCUUGUUAUAUUAAAUAUCUAACUUCUUUCUGGCUUUAUGUCAAGUGUCACAACUAUGCCACCAACUAACAACUUUUCAACAACUCCCAAGGUGGAUAAUUGCAUGAUCUUCAUAGUCACGAACAUAGGGAAAGCAAUGGAGGCACACUUGGAAAUACGUCGCCCAGAUAUUAUCAUCAUAGACAUUUUUGUAUCUAUUGCCAAAAUGUGAUAUUUGUUCUCCUCUCUGAAAAUAAUGUUCUAAUUUGUUUUCCUUGAGAUGAGUUAUUUUACUAAAGCACACCUUUGCACAUCAUGUGAUA